Aureobasidium melanogenum CBS 110374 is the source of this 1173-nucleotide messenger RNA. RefSeq names its product agmatinase, mitochondrial precursor. The record is from RefSeq and is a predicted model, not a curated record. Gene Ontology annotation, molecular function: agmatinase activity; metal ion binding. Bases 1 to 1173 code for a protein of 390 amino acids. The transcript is spliced from 5 exons. NCBI's taxonomy places the organism in Eukaryota, Fungi, Ascomycota, Dothideomycetes, Dothideales, Saccotheciaceae.
AUGAUCGCUUCCAUUGUAUCGCUACAGCUUUUAUGGGCAUUAUUGGCGCUGGCAAACCAUCAGAUUGAUCACGCAGCCAUACAAGCCCAAGAACGCGAGUUAGCUAAGAAAUGGGGUCGUCCCAGCAGUUUUGCUGGCCUCGUUACUUUUGCUCAUUUGCCUUAUACGCAGUGCUUAAAUAGUCUGCGGCACAGAUAUGAUGUAGCGGUCAUAGGCGCGCCAUUUGAUACUGGAACCACUUACCGGAGCGGCGCGAGAUUCGGCCCUAGAGCCAUCCGACAAGCAUCAAUGCGGCAAACAGCCUAUCGAGGCUUUAAUGCACGGGCAGCUAUCAACCCAUACAGGUCGUGGGCUCGAGUCCUGGACUGCGGAGAUAUUCCUGUGACGCCGCUUGAUAAUCAAGUCGCGAUGAGACAGAUGUCAGAGGCAUACGCAGAGUUAGGAUCUCGCGUCCCUGCCUUCGAUGCUGACAAAGCGAGCCAGCAUAUCGACGAGGAGUACGCGGAAUAUCCCAAAUUGGUCACUUUGGGAGGUGAUCAUUCCGUCGCCUUGCCGGCCUUAAGAGCGCUUCAUGAGCUGUAUCAGAAGCCAAUUGCCGUGGUGCAUUUUGAUGCCCAUUGCGAUGCUAAUUACAACCAUGCUUCGGUCUUUUGGAAUGCAGCCCAAGAAGGACUACUAGCGAAUGGAUCAUGUAUUCAUGCGGGACUCAGAAGUCGCUUGACGGGGACCGGCUUUCAAGACUAUGAGAAUGACGUCCAACAGGGAUUUAUGCAGAUUGAGGUUGACGACAUAGAUCGGUGGGGCGCCGAGGGCAUUGCUGAAAAAAUCAUAGCCAGGGUAGGUACAGAGAUUCCAGUGUAUCUCAGCAUCGAUAUAGACGUCCUAGAUGUGGCUUUUGCACCAGCGACUGGGACGCCCGAGGCAGGUGGCUGGUCGACCAGGGAAUUGAUCAGGAUAUUGAGAGGAAUUGAAGGGCUGAAUGUCGUUGGUGCGGACAUCGUCGAAGUUGCGCCUGCCUACGAUAGUGUCGGGGAACCUACAUCGAUAGCGGCUGCACAGAUCGUUUACGAGGUUCUGACGAGUAUCGUGAAGAGAGGGCUGACGGCAGUCGCCAAUGCACUUGUGGACGAUGAGCAAGCUGAGGAGCAGUUUUGCAGCGGGUGCGAAAAGUAA